Messenger RNA from Fusarium redolens, 948 nucleotides. RefSeq lists its product as uncharacterized. The transcript has 3 exons. Gene Ontology annotation, molecular function: oxidoreductase activity, acting on NAD(P)H, oxygen as acceptor. Bases 1 to 948 code for a protein of 315 amino acids. Lineage: Eukaryota; Fungi; Ascomycota; Sordariomycetes; Hypocreales; Nectriaceae. Gene Ontology annotation, cellular component: intracellular anatomical structure. The record is from RefSeq and is a predicted model, not a curated record.
AUGAACAAGUUCUCUCCCAUUCGUCAAGCACUGGCUCGUCAGCCUCUCCCCAGACAAGCUUUUCCUCACCAAACAACGCGAUAUGUCCCAGUAGCUAUUCGAACAUUUCACAACACUCCUUCUCAGCGCAAUGCGGCGCUCGGCCAGCCUCAUCUUCUACCAGAGUUCAGCCUCAAAGACAAAGUCAUUGUCGUCUCGGGAGGCGCAAGAGGUUUAGGUCUUGUUCAGAUUGAAGCUCUUCUUGAAGCCGGAGCUACCGUCCAUGCCGUUGAUAGAUUGCCCUCACCAGCUGAAGAUCCCAAGUCCAACUUCUCGCAAGUCUCUAACCGAGCCCGUGAACUCGGUACCUCACUUCACUACCAUCGAGUCGAUGUAAGAGACGUUCCAGAUCUCAAUCGCAUUUUUGAAGAUAUCGCCAAUGGCGCAGGUCGCCUGGAUGGUCUCAUCGCUGCUGCGGGUAUCAACCACGAAACGCCAGCAAUUGACUACUCGAUGGAGGAGACCGAACGAAUGAUGAGCAUCAACUUUACUGGGGCUUUCAUGACUGCCCAAGCAGCUGCUCGUCAGAUGAUUCGUCUUAAACAGCCUGGAAGUAUUCUCAUGAUUGCCAGUAUGAGUGCAACUAUCGCCAACAAAGGCAUGCUAGCACCCGUGUAUAACCCCUCCAAAGCUGCUGUUGUCCAGCUCGCCCGUAAUCUUGCCAUGGAAUGGGGAGAAUACGGUAUCCGUGUCAAUACCCUCUCUCCCGGCUACAUUCUAACCCAGAUGCUUCAAAAUCUCUUCAACGACUAUCCUGAUCGUCGCGAGAAGUGGCCCAAAGAGAAUAUGCUCGGUCGUCUAAGCACUCCAGAAGAGUAUCGUGGUGCUGCUGUCUUUCUUUUGAGCGAUGCAAGUAGCUUCAUGACGGGUGCUGACCUUCGCAUGGAUGGUGGCCAUGCUGCGUGGUAG